UUUGUUCUUCUGCUGAUGUCACUGAGCUCUGGCUCUGAUUCUGAACUCUGUUGUUUUUUCAGUGUUUCCUGCAGAGAGAGAAGCGUUUCUGUGCGUUCACUGCUGCUCGCCGCCGUCUGCAUCACGCUGUCUGUCAUCUGGGGAGUGUACCGCAACGACGACAGGUGGAUCUGGAUUCUUCAGGAUCUGCUGGGCGUCGCCUUCUGCCUGAACUUCCUGAAAACCAUCAGCCUGUCCAACUUUAAGAUCUGUGUGAUUCUGCUCAGUCUGCUGCUGGUCUACGACGUCUUCUUCGUCUUCAUCACGCCAUUCCUGACGCCGAACGGAGAGAGCAUCAUGGUGCAGGUGGCUCUGGGCCCCGGUGCUGGAGGGAAGGGUGACAGCAAUGUAGUGGAGGUUCCAGGAGACCAGACGUCCUCCUACGAGAAACUGCCGGUGGUGAUGCGUAUCCCACAGUUCUCUGCGCUGGCUCAGAAUCUGUGCAUGAUGCAGUUCUCCAUCCUGGGCUACGGUGACAUCAUCAUACCAGGUCUGCUGGUGGCGUACUGUCACAGGUUCGACGUGUGGAUGGGGAACUCCAGAAGGAUCUACUUCAUCUCCUGCGCCGUCGCGUACGCCGUGGGUCUGGUGCUGACCUUCGCUGUGAUGCUGCUGUCUAAGAUGGGUCAGCCGGCGCUGCUCUACCUGGUUCCCUGUACGCUCCUGACCAGCGCCGUCCUCGCCUGCGUCCGCAAGGAGUUCAGACACUUCUGGAGCGGCUCCGGGACCUACCAGGUCCUGGACGAGUCUAGGAAGCCCUUAUUAUCAGAGGGAGACGCUGGACGCUCCGGUGGAGUGAGGAGCUGCUGAGACUCUGACUGACCAGUGUUUCCUGUCACACGCAGCCGAAGGGAAAGCCAGCUGGAUCUGAUGAGUGUUGUGUGUGUCUCUGACUGAUCACAUCUCAUCAUCAUCAUCACUCGAUCACUGGGACACUUUACUAAAACAUCAGACUGUCUGAAAAUUAUUCUUUAAGGGGCCUUAAAUAACCAGAUCAACCUGCUGUUUUUUUGUCUUUCACUUUUUUAUGUAAUCAUUUUUUAAUGUUGGGAAUAUUUGACAAAAACCUGAUGAACAGUUUAACUCUCUUUCUCUGUAAUCGAAAUAAAUACAGAUCUGAAAACUGAA
This is a messenger RNA of Cyprinus carpio (common carp), 1167 nucleotides long. RefSeq names its product signal peptide peptidase like 2A. Lineage: Eukaryota; Metazoa; Chordata; Actinopteri; Cypriniformes; Cyprinidae. Gene Ontology annotation, biological process: membrane protein proteolysis. The record is from RefSeq and is a predicted model, not a curated record. Gene Ontology annotation, molecular function: aspartic endopeptidase activity, intramembrane cleaving. Gene Ontology annotation, cellular component: lumenal side of endoplasmic reticulum membrane; Golgi-associated vesicle membrane; cytoplasmic side of endoplasmic reticulum membrane.